Messenger RNA from Drosophila subpulchrella, 1023 nucleotides. RefSeq lists its product as uncharacterized. The record is from RefSeq and is a predicted model, not a curated record. Gene Ontology annotation, biological process: protein ubiquitination. NCBI's taxonomy places the organism in Eukaryota, Metazoa, Arthropoda, Insecta, Diptera, Drosophilidae. Gene Ontology annotation, molecular function: ubiquitin-protein transferase activity; zinc ion binding. Bases 40 to 870 code for a protein of 276 amino acids. The transcript has 3 exons.
GUGCACGCAGCAACAUCUCCAUCUGUGUACCCAAGCAACAUGUCGCAUCAACAGCACGUUCUUUCGGAGGCAACCACCCUCCGCCUGAUAAAUGGUUUGGUGGCCACCGGCAGUGCCACGCCCCUUGCCGUCCAGCCGCCCACGACAGCACAAGCGGAUGUUAAUUGUUCACCGGAAAUGGCAUUGGCUGCCGCUAAUCCGGCGGUUCUUCCGCUAGCCAGUGGCACGCCCACCGCCUCAAUGGCCGCCCUUGAAAUAUCCUCGGCUCGACAACGGAUGCUGCCACCGAUAACCCGACGUCCUUCACAGGAGAGCGUCCAUUCGGCGAACGAGAAUGGCAACUCGUGCCGCAUUUGCCGCUGGAACCGCAGCGACAUGGAGAUCAUCAAAUGUCCGUGCAAUUGCAAGGGCAGCGUGGGCUUCAUCCACCUCAAGUGCCUGAAACGCUGGAUCAUGCACCGGCGGGAUAAUCGCUGCGAGAUCUGCAAUGCGGUCUUCGACAUCUCGGAGGAGCGGGUCAGCCUGAAGCAGAUGGUGCGGACCUUCUGCUGCGGUCGCUGUUGCGGACUGAUUGUUAAGCACCUACUGUUUAGCGCCUCACUGAUGCCACUGGCCCACAUCAUUCUGCAGCAGGUCCUGCAGUGCAUGGAUAACCUCAACCAGGGCAGCACCGAGCAGCUCACCGUCCAGGAGGUGUUUGUCGCCUCCUGCGCCCUGCUCACCUCCAGUGCCCUGUUCUUCCACUUCUUCGAGUUCGUCACCACGCGCUGCCUGCUCAUCCGGAACAUCCUGCGCCACUGGUGGAUGUUCGGCAGCACCUCCGACUUUGCCCUGGUGGAGAUCGAGGACGACUCCAUCGAUCUCUUUUGACGAGGAGAGGGGUCUGAUGGUCUGAUGAAAUGAAGCUAGGAAGGAAGAUCGGGUGUUCGGUGCAAGUAUGCCAGCCCUUCUUCACCGACCAAUCACCAUCUUAGAUGAUUUCACCAAGAUCUAGUUAUAAACAAAUUUUAAUAUUCAAUAAAA